Messenger RNA from Malania oleifera, 1370 nucleotides. RefSeq lists its product as uncharacterized. The coding region runs from base 406 to 1206 and encodes 266 amino acids. The transcript is spliced from 4 exons. The record is from RefSeq and is a predicted model, not a curated record. Lineage: Eukaryota; Viridiplantae; Streptophyta; Magnoliopsida; Santalales; Ximeniaceae.
AGAUAAAAACAUUUUCUUUGGAUCGAAUUUUUCGAUUUUAACCUAUUGUCACGAUAAUAGAAUCAGUGAUUCGGUUCCACGCCCACGGUAAGCCGGGGGCACAGGAUUCUUCCCUCUCACUGCAGCGCUCUUUGCACCUUGCACCUUGCAAUUUUCAGUUGGUUUCUCCUAAGAGGAAAGUCCAGAUCGUCAUUGCCGUUUGAAUUGCGAUCACACAUUCCACGCGCUUAGGGUUUUGGCCCACUGACAUUCUCGUACCUAAUUUUCAGUUAAUUUUUCUCCAUAAAUGGAUGCCCACCGCGCCCCUGUGUUUGAAUCACAGAUCCUCUCGUCCGCGGAUCGCAGAAGGUUUUGCGUUUCUGAUCGGUCGAGACCUGGAAUUGCGUUCUUGAAUCGGUUUUGAGAAUGGAGAAUCACGUGAAGAAGGUGUUGAUCACUUCCAAUGGCGACGAGAUUUCGCAGAACGUUGCUUAUCAUUUGGCAAAGCGCGGUUGCAGGAUAGUUUUGAUGGGGAACGAGAGCUGCCUUCGAAGUAUUGGUGAGAAAAUAAUGGGGUCUUUGAAGGGUGUGAUGCCAAUUGAAGUGGUUGGAUUGGAUAUGGAAGAGGACAGGGAGGUGAUUUUUGACGAGGCAGUGGACAAGGCAUGCAGGCUUUUGGGGAAUUUGGAUGCUUUUGUCCACUGUUACACAUACGAAGGAAAGAUGAAGGAUAUCCUGCAAUUAUCUGAAGAUGAGUUCAAAAAGACAGUGAAGAUAAAUUUCAUGGCUGCUUGGUUUCUUUUAAAAGCUGUUGGGAGAAGUAUGCAGGAUCACAAAUCGGGAGGAUCCGUUGUGUUUUUAACCUCAAUUAUUGGUGGUGAGAGAGGGAUCUACAAGGGAGCUGCUGCAUAUGGUUCAUGUUUGGCAGGAGUGGACCAGUUAGUUAGGUUGUCAGCAAUGGAUUUGGGAAAAUAUCAGAUCAGGGUUAAUGCAAUUGCUCGCGGCUUGCACCUUGGAGACGAGUACCCAAUGUCGAUGGGAAGGGAAAGGGCGGAGAAGCUGGUCAAAGAAGUCAAUCCACUCCACAGAUGGCUCGAUGUUAAAAAUGAUUUGGCCUCAACUGUAAUCUAUCUGAUUAGUGACGGUGCGCGUUACAUGACUGGGACAACCAUAUUCGUUGAUGGUGCCCAGUCUCUUGUACGGCCUAGAAUGAGAUCUUAUAUGUGAUUUUAAUUUGUGAAAGGUAUGCUGGAAUGGUAACAGGCAGGCUCUAUACACCCCCACCCCCCAGUGUUUGGAAUAAAUGAUUUGCUCUACAAAUGUGUUCAUUGUAGAAACUACACAUCUUUUGUUCGUUAAUGAUUAGCAAAUGUCAGUCACAUCUUUUGGUA